GCAGUGAGCACGCGAAUCGUUUUCAUUCAUCGAACAAAAGAAAAAAAAAGUAGUCUAGUUUUUAUUCGUCGCCUUGUUUGCAAUUCCUGUUGACUGCAACCGUAUUUCUUCCGCACCGAUGGAUUAUCAAGCCAGCGCUGUCUGCAUCCGUCUUCUCUGUUUGAUGUAGUCUAAUCUCAGCUGUUGCAUGGAAUGUCGGAUGAAUUUUUGACUGAAGCUGGAUUUUUGAGUUAACAAAUCUGAAGAACUAAGGAUCUCAUGAAAUAACCAGGCAUUAGGAAAAAUUCUUCAAUGAAAUUACGUGCAGGAUAAACAGAAAUUCCAUACAUGAAUAUUAUAAUCAACCAACAAAAUUGGAAUAUGAAAUAUGUGGAAAAAAUUAACUUCUAAAUUUACGCGAAUAGUAAAUUUAUGAUCUGGCAAUUCAUGUUUUUAAUCUCAGGACAAGUACAACUACUGUUUAAGACAAUAAAAUGAAUCCCUGAUCAAAAUUUUGGUUUCUAAAAUAGCUUUUGAGAAUGACUUCAAUUUCGUACAAAAAUAUUUGCCUGUUUCUCUAAUCAUCAUUGGAAGCAUACUAAUGAAAAAAAUGUAUAAAAACAUGAACAAAGAUCUGAAAAUGAUAAUGAAAGACUAUUGAUUUUUCGCCAAAAAUAACCAGGGGAAAUUAUCAUAAUUACUUUUGGAACAGAAUGCUUUUAUUAAAUAUAUGAAUGUAAAUAAUGGAUUGUUAAUGUUCUUCUUAUAAUUAAACCACAGUUUUCUUACCUUUGGAAUACGAUAGAAUUAAUCAAGUAAUAAUUUUUUUUCUGGGCUGCAAAUGAAUAGAAAUUGAUUUACUGAAAUCGAUAUAACUGAAUUUUUCUAUACUUCUUUUGAUCCAUAUAUAGAUAAAGUGGAAAUUUCUCGGAAAUAUUCUUUUAUUGCUUAAACUACCACUGGAUACUUCAAAACCUCAUUCAUAAAGAAAAUAAAUAAAGCUUUUGGAAAAUAAAGAAAUUGAUUAAAUUGAUAAAUCUUAUAGAUGAAAAUAAAGACAGUGUCGAGGAAAAUAUUCCGUCCAACAAAAAAUAAUAUAUCUUGAAGUAUUUGUCAGCAACUUUUGAAGUUUUGAGCACAGUAUGUUUUCUGAUAUAAGAUGACUUCAGUGUAUGUCGAGAAAAAUCAACGUAAACGUUUCUGAAAGUUAAGAAUCAUCAUUAUUUAUUAUUCUAUUAGAAACAAAAUGAUUAGUUUAUUUGCUUCGGACAAUAUGUAGAAUAAAGUUUUAUGAUAUAAAUUUAUAGCAACUAUUUCACUGAAAAUACUGUUUAACUUCUAAGUGGAAUCAUAGGAUCGAGGUGAGAGCCAUUUAGAAGAGAAAGUAUUAGUAUCGCAUGAGUUACGGCAUCCUCGUGAAAAGUAUUCUAUAAUACUACACGCAUUUGGAAGUGAAAUCAUAAGCGAGAUAUUGAGCGCCACAUGGAAUAAAGUGAAACUUCCGGAUAGAACGUAAGCGCCAUUUCGAAGACAAGCAAAUAAUUGAUAUCGCAUCAGUUACGGCAUCCACGCAAAAAGUAUUCUUGGAUUCUACAUGCAUUUGGAAGUGAUAUCGUAGAAGAGAUAUUGAGCGCCACGCAGAAAAGAAUCUCAGUUACGACGAUUUCUUGCAAAAUAAGUCGUAAAAAUGUAUAUGCAUUCGUAUGUGAAACCAUAGGAUAGAAAGUGAGCGCCACGUAGAGUCGAAUCCCAGAGUCGGUGUCGCAUGAGUUGCGGCGCCGAGCUGGCUAAGCGCCGGACUGAGUCGGCGAGCUUCAGUGGGGGCAUCCGGGCUGCCAUCAACCGACGCUUGUCCCGCCCUGGUGUCUACGAGAGCCCAGAGGCAAGCAAGAGCAGCGAACUGCAAUUAGCUGACUGCCAAAGAAUAAUAGAGGAACUGAACAGCUCGGUGGCCAAUUUCCGGGAUUUGCUCAUUCACAUUGGCAAAGGGCACGACAAUCCGGAAGUGAGAGAUAAGAUGCGAGUGAUGAGGAAAAGAUGCGUGGACAGAUGCUCGGCUGCGAAUAGGGUUCUGAUGCCUCAAAUUCGGAACGAUGUAGCAGAAGGUAUUCCCGUUGACAGCCAGCAUUUAGUGAAUCUGGUCUGCUGCACUCAACUUCUGCUCAGGGAAAUCCACAAGUGCAGAUUACUCGUCAUGGCACACCCUAUGGAUAUGACAAGUUUUUACGAGCGACGACCCCGCUCCUCUGGAGUUGCAGUUCUUGACAAGCUCAUUUUGUGGAGACCACCGCUACAUGAUUAUCACCAAGAAGAGCUCAUCUCUAUACAAAGGGAUAUCGACACUGUAAGCAGUAUGCUGAAUGACAUGUUGGAUUUUAUGCCUCAAGAAGCAGGAGGGAAAUCCUUGGAAGAUAGUUUCCACAAAUGGAGAAGACGACGAAAACGUGCAUUGUACGGAAAGUGCGGAUACUGGAAUUGCUUCUGCAGGUCAUCCACUUCUUGCUAAAAAUGGAGCAAGAAGAAAUUCGGAGAGUAGUGUGUCUCUCUCAAUUACAGAAUAUUACUGUGUUUAGCACUCUACAUGCAUAUGCAUACGCACUGUAUACAAAUACUUUAACGCUUACAAAUUGGUCUGAAAAAGUAGGAAAUUGAACUGAACUUGGAUUCAAUCAGCCGAUGAACUAAGAAAUCCAGUGAGUUCAAUGAACUUCGGAGGACCAAUUUGCUUCAACUAAGUCGUAUCAUUUGAUAAAGGACAUAUUUUUACAUUAUAUGUAGCAAUGUAAAAUACUUCGUUCAAUAUGAAACUAUUACAGAGAAUCCUUAUUAACGUAACAAAGUUAUCUGGAUUCUUGAUGCUUUUCAGGAUAUUAAUAUCAGACACAAUUGAAAUGUUUUUGAAAAAAAAUUGUGUUUGUACUUACGUUGUGUAUCCUUUCUAAUAUUUUUAAAAGAUCGUAUUUCGGACAUUUUUUCAUUUGUACAAUAGAUUAGUAGUUGGAUUACUGCAUUUUAUAUUUUUUGUUUUUAAAAAAAAUCUUUCUCCUGGGCUUAUAAAUUAUUGCAAUAUCACAAAACGAUAACAAAAAUUAUGAAAGAGGAAUUUAAUAUAAGAAAAGGAAUUCUAUUUUCAGAGUCUUCACUAUUGAGACAAUUAUGUAGUACGAUUCUAGUUAUUAAAGUGAAUGUACAUGGGAUAUUUAUACGACUCGUAUAAGUAUGAAAGUUGGGCAUUUUAUAUAAUAUGCUAGAUAAAUUAUACAAUCUGCUUUGUAUAAAUGUUGAAACAUUCUACAAAAAAAAAUUAUAUCAAUUAUCCAAAUCUCAAGCAAAAUAACAAAUGUUCUCACACUACACAAUUAAAAAUUGAGCUAUCCAUGUGAAACCAUCCCUGAGGCUCAUUUUCUGAUUAAUUCUCGUCUUAUAUAAAAAAAUCCAAUUAAAUACUGAAUGCCUUCUAUAAUUACAUUUUUAUGUUCAUUUUUAAGAGAAAUUGAACUUCCAUGUUUCUUAAAUAAAUAAAUUCCCAGUCCACUACGGAGAUCUGCAGUAUAGUUAAAAAGGUUUUUUUUCUUUUUCUUUUUUUUUUCACUAACAGGUUGAAUAGUAUUCAAUCUAAAUUAUUUCUCUCCGAGAUUUGUCAUUUGUUGUCAAAAUUUUUAUUUAGAAUUGAUUCGAUAGAAAAUAAAACCAUUUAUCUUGUAGUACGAAUGAAAACAAAGGAAGAUUUCAAAUCUUGCAAUACAUGGGGGUAAAUUAUUUAUUUUCAAGGGAAUACUGAUGAAUAAAGGAAAGAUAAAAUAAUUAUUGUAAAAAUACUCCAUUAUUUACACUGACGUGCGUAAAAAUAGAAUUUAAAAACAAACCCACCAGAAAUUUUAUUUAAAAUUAUCAAGUGCAAAAAUUAAAAAAUACGAUAUUUUUCUUAAAAGUUUUUUUUAUAUAAUAUAAACUGUAUGUAACUAAAUUUUUCUGAGAAAUAAUUUUUUCAUAAAAUUAAAUUAUCUGAUGUUAUUCAUCCACUGUUGUCUAAGCUCACUACCACACUUUUAAAAUAAUUCACAUACAGACGAACUGAAAUUGUUCUGAAUCGAAGUGAUAUUUAUGUUCUACUAUUUUGCAUUUUAUAAACUUACUCAGUGUAGUUCCCAAAUUAGUGCAAUUUCAUUAUCAACUUACCUUCUAAUGUACUAAUUUAUAUUUAUUUUUAAACAAAUACUCAUAAACCGGAAACAAUGCACAGAUAAAUCCAAUCCUAUUGUAUUGCACUACAUUAGAGUAGAUUUAUUUGAAGCUCUGUUCUAUGUAUUUAAAACAUUCAUUAUUUAACACAUUCUUAUUAUUAAUCAUUAAAAUUGCUUUGAUUGAUAUUUAUAUGCUUACCUUUCAUCAACAGGGCACAUCGAUUUACGAAAUUUAUAUUUUUUCUGAAGAUUAUAUUAUUACAACUCAAUAAUAUUGUAUAAAAUAUAUGAGCACUUGUCAUUUAAAACUUAUUUUUUUCAUAUUUUACACUACUGAUGUUUCUCUUAAUUUGUGAAUACUUUUAUAUUCUUCUGCUAAAUACUGUAUUUCGAAAAUUAAUUUUUUGGCAGCCCAAAACAUCGAUUGUUUGUUAUAAUUUUAAUAGAAUAAUCGCUAAAUGAUAAGGUCCAAAUGAGCAUUGCAGAAAAUCGUUAACAUUCAGUUCAACGAGAAAAACAUAGAAGCAGACUAAUACGGAGUGGUUUUUUUUUAAUCUGAUAUAUUUCAUAAAAACAAAAUUGUCGGAAUAUUUAAUAAAAAUUACCUUAAUAAAGUCGUUUCAGAAUACAAAGAAAUGCAAAUAAAUUACAAAAAAAGAAAUCUCAUGAAAAAUUGCUUAGAAUUUUGAGCUAAAGUGUUUUGGUUAUUUUAGAAGAAAACAUUAUUUUACAGAAAUUAAGUAUUUUUAUGAUAAUGGUGUAACUAUUUCUAAAUUAAAUUUCAUGGACGGUUUCUUAGUUUUCACAAUAGAAAAAAUUAAAUGAAUGAUCACAUCAUUUUCUGAAUAUUUGUAUCUCAACGAGCAUACUGUAUAAAAGAGAUUCACCAUGGAAAAAUUCGCGAUUAAGAAAAGGAAUAUUUAUAGGGAAAAAAUAAAUAGUUCAUGCUUUCAGAAAUUGAUUCAAUACAAUUUUAUUUAAAAAUUCGAUAUCAUAUGAUAUUUAUUAGGAUUAACAUAAUUACGAUCUUGACUAGAAAACACUGAAAUUAUUUUUUCUUCAUUGAUUAAACAAAACUAUUAAGUAAAUUUGCACUUUUGUACUGUUAAGAGCUUGUUUGUAUCAUAUUCUGUAAAUCUAAUGUGGUAUUUGAAACAUGACAUAUUCAGGUGGCGUUCUUAACAUCUGACUACAGUUCAAAAUUACGAAGUGAUCAUAAUAUAGCCCUGAUAUUUCUUCAAAAUGUGACAUAAUUACAAUUAAAUUAAAAAUUGAGUAUUUUUUGAGCAACAUGAGCAUUUUUUAUCGAAGAUAAAUGAUCAACAUGAAUUCCGAUUUAUGAUUUUUAAUUUCUUGAAUAAAUACAAACAACAUUUUUAAUGGAUAACUAUCAACUUACUUAGUUAUUGAAAUUUAUCAGAUAUUAAAAUAUUUCUUUUGCUGAGUUUGAAUUGUUUUCUGAACGUAUUUUGAAAUUUACUAGUU
Messenger RNA from Argiope bruennichi, 5648 nucleotides. RefSeq lists its product as uncharacterized. NCBI's taxonomy places the organism in Eukaryota, Metazoa, Arthropoda, Arachnida, Araneae, Araneidae. The transcript is spliced from 8 exons. Gene Ontology annotation, cellular component: neuron projection. The record is from RefSeq and is a predicted model, not a curated record. Gene Ontology annotation, biological process: G protein-coupled receptor signaling pathway. Bases 1745 to 2485 code for a protein of 246 amino acids.